AUGAAGUUAGAAACAAAAUAUAUUAAAUAUUUGACGCCAGAUGACUGGCAGGUUCUUACUGCGAUGGAUGUUGGAUCAAAAAACCAUGAAAUAGUACCAACCACUUUGAUAGUAAAAAUCGCCAAUCUUAGAACUGGAGUUGGUGCAACAAACAGGUGCAUAUCAGAUCUUGCCAAAAUCAAGCUUAUUGCGAAAGUGAGAAACGCAAAGUAUGACGGAUACAAAUUGACAUUUAAUGGGUUUGACUAUCUCUCACUUAGAGCAAUGAUGAAGAAUCAUACCUUAAAGAAGCUACUUACAACAAUAGGUGUCGGCAAAGAAUCAGAUAUAUAUGCAGCAAUUGCACCUGACGGAGAAGCACGUGUUCUCAAAAUCCACAGACUUGGACGUGUGUCAUUCAGAUCUGUUAAAAACAAACGCGACUAUCUUCGAAACAAACAGGCUCAAAGUUGGAUGUAUCUCUCACGAUUAGCCGCCGAGAGGGAGUGGGAUUUUAUGAGCAUACUACAUUCAAAUGGAUUCAGUGUUCCAACACCUUAUGAUUACUCGAGGCAUUGUGUUUUGAUGGAAAGAGUGAAGGGGUUCACUAUGAAGAUUCUACGCGAAUGUAAAUCAUACAGGAAGUUGUACAGCCAGCUCAUGUGCUUCAUAGUGAAAUUAGCAAACAGUGGGCUCAUUCACGGUGAUUUCAACGAGUACAAUAUUAUGAUAAAGGAGGAUGGAACAUUUGAUCCUCAGACAGAACUUGCAUUUGUGGUGAUUGAUUUUCCUCAAUGUAUUUCUAUCGAACAUCCGGAUGCCGAGUUUUACUUCCAAAGAGAUGUCGAUUGUAUACGGCGGUUCUUUAGGAGAAGAUUUAAGUAUAUUCCAAAGGCAAAUUCUUCUAACGGUAGCCAUUCCGAUACAGGAUAUGGAGACGAAUAUAAAUAUGCAUAUCCUAUAUUUAAGAGGGACGUGAAAAGAACCAGUGACCUUGAUGUCCAAGUUAAGGCUUCAGGAUAUAGGGCAAAGCUUAAUAGGGAAGAUAGAGAUCUUCAGGGAGCAGUUGCCAGUAUGAGCAAGGAGGAAAAUGCAGAAGAAGAGGAAUAUUCAGAAGAAGAGGAAGAGGAGGGAAAAGAAGAAGAUUCAGAAGGAGAGGAAGAACAGGAAGAACAGGAAGAACAGGAAGAACAGGAAGAACAGGAAGAACAGGAAGAACAGGAAGAACAGGAUGCAGAGGAAGUAGAAGAGGAAGAACAAGAACACCAAGUAGAAAAUGAAAACGAAAAGAUUAUCGAGGCUUUGAGCUCGGGUAGAGAGCUCAAAAUGGAUAAAUUUGGAAACUAUAUUCUUCCAAAUGACGAUGAUUGA
Brettanomyces bruxellensis is the source of this 1350-nucleotide messenger RNA. RefSeq lists its product as uncharacterized. The transcript has a single exon. Gene Ontology annotation, biological process: maturation of SSU-rRNA; protein phosphorylation. NCBI's taxonomy places the organism in Eukaryota, Fungi, Ascomycota, Pichiomycetes, Pichiales, Pichiaceae. Bases 1 to 1350 code for a protein of 449 amino acids. Gene Ontology annotation, molecular function: protein serine/threonine kinase activity; ATP binding. The record is from RefSeq and is a predicted model, not a curated record. Gene Ontology annotation, cellular component: nucleus; cytosol; preribosome, small subunit precursor.